AGCAGCAGCACCAGGAGUUGCUGGGCUUGCAGCGAGCUUCCAGCCCCGGUGUUUGGUGCGGAGUGAGUCAUCUCCCUUCUGCUCACGUGAUCGCUGAGAGCGGCAAUAUUCGCAGAGCAGUUACCUCGGGUCCUCGCAUAGUCACCUUAUCCCCGUUUUACAGAUGAGGAAACUGAGACCCAAAGAUUCCGGAGAGCCUGCCCCGAGGUCACCGCCGGGGUCCGGAUGUCUCCAAAGGUUCUCUGGCUCCUCCGGAAUUCAAAAGGAGGCGGGGGGAAUCCGCGCGAGCAGGGGGUGGGGCCGAACCGGCAGCCCCUGCCAGGCGGCCCGGCUGCUGCUGCCCAGCCUGGACUGUGAGCCGCGCCAGCUCAGGGCCGACGACUGCUUUUGCGCUUCUCGGAAGCUGGAUGCAGUGGCCAUCGAGGCCAAGUUUAAGCAGGACCUGGGCUUCCGGAUGCUGAACUGCGGACGGACAGACCUGGUGAAGCAGGCGGUGUCUCUGCUGGGGCCCGAUGGGAUCAACACCAUGAGCGAGCAGGGCAUGACCCCCCUGAUGUACGCCUGCGUCCGUGGGGACGAGGCGAUGGUUCAGAUGCUGCUGGAUGCCGGAGCUGACCUGAAUGUGGAGGUUGUCAGUUCUCCUCAUAAAUACCCAUCCGUCCACCCUGAGACCCGCCAUUGGACGGCUCUGACUUUUGCUGUGUUGCAUGGACAUAUUCCUGUAGUCCAGCUUCUCCUGGAUGCUGGGGCCAAGGUGGAAGGCUCGGUGGAGCACGGCGAGGAGAACUACUCAGAAACACCCCUGCAACUCGCAGCCGCUGUAGGAAAUUUUGAACUGGUUAGUUUGCUGUUGGAGCGUGGUGCGGACCCCCUGAUAGGAACCAUGUACAGGAAUGGAAUUUCUACAACCCCCCAGGGUGAUAUGAACUCUUUCAGCCAGGCUGCAGCCCAUGGACACAGGAAUGUGUUCCGCAAACUGCUCGCUCAGCCAGAGAAGGAGAAGAGUGAUAUCCUGUCCCUGGAGGAGAUUCUGGCCGAGGGGACUGACCUGGCCGAGACGGCCCCGCCCCCCCUGUGUGCCAGCCGCAACAGCAAGGCCAAACUGAGGGCCCUGAGGGAGGCCAUGUAUCACAGCGCUGAGCAUGGCUACGUGGAUGUCACGAUUGAUAUCAGGAGCAUAGGUGUCCCCUGGACUCUGCACACAUGGCUGGAGUCUCUGCGGAUCGCCUUCCAACAGCACCGCAGGCCCCUCAUCCAGUGCCUGUUAAAGGAGUUCAAGACCAUCCAGGAGGAAGAGUACACGGAGGAGCUCAUCACCCAAGGCCUGCCGCUCAUGUUCGAGAUCCUGAAAGCAAGCAAGAAUGAAGUGAUCAGUCAGCAGCUCUGCGUUAUCUUCACCCACUGCUACGGGCCCUACCCCAUCCCCAAGCUCACGGAGAUCAAACGGAAGCAGACCUCGCGCUUGGAUCCUCAUUUUCUUAACAAUAAAGAAAUGUCUGAUGUUACCUUUCUGGUUGAAGGAAGACCAUUUUAUGCUCACAAAGUGCUGUUAUUUACAGCCUCCCCAAGGUUCAAAGCGCUCCUCUCCAGCAAGCCGACCAACGACAGCGCCUGCAUAGAGAUCGGCUACGUGAAGUACCCCAUCUUUCAGCUGGUCAUGCAGUGCCUCUACUACGGCGGCCCUGAAUCACUUCUCAUUAAAAACAACGAGAUAAUGGAGCUUCUGUCUGCUGCGAAGUUUUUCCAGCUGGAGGCUUUGCAGCGACACUGUGAGAUCAUCUGUGCAAAGAGCAUCAACACCGACAACUGCGUGGACAUUUACAACCACGCCAAGUUUCUUGGGGUCACUGAGCUCUCGGCAUACUGUGAAGGCUACUUUCUCAAAAACAUGAUGGUCCUCAUUGAAAACGAAGCGUUCAAGCAGCUCCUGUAUGACAAAAAUGGUGAAGGGACGGGCCAGGAUGUGCUCCAGGACUUACAGAGGACGUUGGCCAUCAGGAUUCAGUCCAUCCACUUGUCGUCUUCCAAAGGCUCCAUUGUAUGAAACGCAUCAUGCAGCGAAUGCGUCUGGGAACUUGCAGUCUCCAGCUGCGUUGGCGUCACCCAAACACGUACAAAUUCCACCUAGUGAAUGUUUCUGACGAGGCCAAGGAGCUGCCUCUACUGCCUCAGUUUCUGGUGAACAGGCAAAUUCGGCUCCCGUGUUCCUGUUGAAACACAAAGGACAUUCCGCUGGUCUGCGAUCAGACCACAGCUGGGUGCGGAGCGUGAACAUCAGCGUGGGGCGACCAAGCUAACCCACCUGGAAACACUCCUGGGGUGUGGAACCAACACCCAUUGCCAGAUGGAUCAAGGCCUUGGUGGGGAGGGGGGUCAUUCCAGUUCCAGGGUGACAGAGAACUUAAUGUCCCAUCCCUAAAGAACAUUAUACUACACAUCUGGGACCUUGGGAGCUGCCACAUGGCAAGAGUCACCCAUGGUAGCAAAUUGGCGAGGCCGUGGCCCAUCACGAGGAGACCAUUUGGCAAAUUUUUAGGGGUGGGAACUUUUUAAAAUGUUCAUAAAAGUUUAAAAAAAAAAAAAAAACAGGGCAGUCUUGUAGUUUCAAAUAUAUUUCUAAAAGCUUAACAGUUGGUUUUCAACUGAAAUGUGUUUAGGGAUCUGUGUUUUGAGGUUUUCUUUUUUUUUCCUUUUUCUUUUGUUUUUUUAAACAUUAUGUCACAGGUCCACACUGUGUACACAUGCAUCUGAUGAGCUAUCGCUGAUCCCUGUACGAGGUGAAGUCAUCUCGCCCUAGCGGCCAUGGUUACACAAAGGAGGUGCACUGCCAAUAAUUAACUGUCUCAGUAAUCGAAAACAACCUGCAUGCUAGUCGUGGUUUCGGGGUGAGACGAGAACACCCCCACAUAACCCAACAUGCAUUUGCAUGGGCCUGAACCUGUGAAACGUUACAUUUGUGCUUCAUUUUUGCCAAGGUAAAAACGUCCCAUCGCUUCUUGCUAGAAGUCCAUUUGGUGAAACGGACAUACCCCUUCCUUUUCCUAAGUACGAAUGAUUCCGGGAUGCUUUUGCAGAAAUAUAUUCAUAGAUGAUACCGAAUAGGGGGGUGGAGGGAGCACGUCCGAGAAUUUACUAUUAAUCUCAGAGUUUUCUCGUAUUCUCAGAAGAUGUUAAUAGUUUGUUACUAGCCAGAGAGUAUGACUAUGUUAGAUUAUUUUUAAAGACGAACUAUGUAUGAUAGGCUGGAUUCUUUCUGUAUCCCGAGAGUGUACAGUAUAGAGAGUUUAUAUUGACAGGGUUCCGUUUGCUCUGCCAUAUAUUAUAAGCAGAAGUGAUGAGCGAAGUGCCACGGUCUUCCAGAUACGUUCUUCAGCUGCUGCCCUCUCUCGUCCCUUCAUUUGAAACCUAGGUACAUCCAGUAAAGACUAGGAGAAUGCCUUGUACCCUUCUGGAUGGCAGAGCUAUGUUGAUUAACCCAUGUCCUAGCAUGCCUUCAGGAUGUCGUGCCAGAACCUAGAUCCUAAAGGAGCUGCCGCCCUCAUUCCCUGAGCCAUCGUCCAGAGGACCGUGUCCUGUCCUGUACCGUGGUCGUGGCCUGCAGAGUACCCAAGCCACGUCUGUCUAGGCAUCGGCUCCUCCGUGACGCUGAUGCACUGGCCCCCAGCCCCCACCAUCAGAUGAGGAAGGAAAAAUAAAACUGCCUGUGGAGAAGCCCCCGCUGCAGAUCCACGGUGUGUGCGUGGGGACUGCCGCCUGCCUCUGCCCUCCUGCGAUGUGCGGAGCCACUGUGUGGGCGUUCCCUACCCUCGUGGCCUGCCCUGUGACUGUCCAGCUCAGGGCCUCCGGGCAUUGGUUUGUACAGUGGCAGCUCCCUGCAGGGGCUUCUGUUAUAGUUCGGUGUGCUUUCUCUGUCAUUAAAAGAAAUGAUUUUCCCAA
Molecule: messenger RNA, 3936 nt
Organism: Tupaia belangeri chinensis (Chinese tree shrew)
Lineage: Eukaryota; Metazoa; Chordata; Mammalia; Scandentia; Tupaiidae
Gene: ABTB3
Product: ankyrin repeat and BTB domain containing 3
Exons: 15
Coding region: 164-2044 (626 amino acids)
Molecular function (GO): protein binding
Source: RefSeq, a predicted model, not a curated record